AUGAAUGAUUUCAAUGAUUCAAUAGUAUUUAAAAUUAUUGUUAUUGGUGAUGCUAAUGUAGGGAAAACGUCUUUAGUUAAAAGAUAUGUUGAUAGAGAAUUUUAUAAAGAAUUAAAACCAACUAUUGGAGUUGAUAUAAAAAAUAAAACAAUAAAUAUAAAUGAAGAAAAUAUCUGUCUUACUUUUUUUGAUACUGCAGGUCAAGAAAAAUUUGCUGCUGUUACUGAUAGUUAUUUUAAAGGUGCAAAGGCAUGUAUUAUUGUUUAUGAUAUUACUAAAGCAGUCACAUUUAAUAGUGUUGAUAAAUGGUAUAACAAAUUAAGAAAUAUUGUUAGUGACCCUAUCCCAGUUUUAAUUAUUGGAAAUAAGUCAGAUAUUGAACAACAAAGAGAUAUUACUACUGAUGUUGGGGCUUCUCUUGCAAGAAAAUUAGGUGCUUUUUUUAUUGAAACUUCAUGUUUAAAUGGGUCUAAUGUUGACAAAGCAAUUAAAAUUAUUUCUAAUGAAAUUAUUAAUAAUAAAGUAGUUGAAAAUUUACGUUUAACUCAAUCAACAAGUCUUCGUCUUGAAAAACCUGAUGUUGAGCAACAAUCAUCAAAACAAUGUUGCUAA
Messenger RNA from Entamoeba histolytica HM-1:IMSS, 612 nucleotides. RefSeq names its product Rab family GTPase. The record is from RefSeq and is a predicted model, not a curated record. Bases 1 to 612 code for a protein of 203 amino acids. Gene Ontology annotation, molecular function: GTPase activity; GTP binding. The transcript has a single exon. NCBI's taxonomy places the organism in Eukaryota, Evosea, Mastigamoebida, Endamoebidae.